Messenger RNA from Sycon ciliatum, 2068 nucleotides. Its product is annotated as GRB10-interacting GYF protein 2-like. The coding region runs from base 416 to 949 and encodes 177 amino acids. The record is from RefSeq and is a predicted model, not a curated record. Lineage: Eukaryota; Metazoa; Porifera; Calcarea; Leucosolenida; Sycettidae. The transcript is spliced from 2 exons.
ACUUCGCACAGUUGCGCUUUCAUGUUCACAUUUUGGCUCGUUCCCACAUACCUUUUCUUGUUCAUCUCGACAGUUGUACUUUUGACUUCUUCUUGUAACGUUGCCAUGUCUCAGACUCCUGACCCCUCUUUCCUGAAACCAACGUCUGUCGCCAUGAGCCCAGUGGCAUAUGCCAGUCCUAGUCGUGGUGGCGUUUCACCCAGUAUAAGUGUAAGAAGAUCGUUCGAUUUGUGUAUGGACCUUGCCAUACUGAGGCAACUGCGGUCGCAUGAGUGCCCCUUUAGAAGAGGGAGCCCAGCUAUGGACAUAGUUGCUGCUGAAUUAUCCAACUCGGAUCCAACCAAGUUUUGUGGUAUCAACAAAAAGGGUGUGCGUGAUCGAGUUUUGCUGCUGCUCGAGCUCUUCAACAAAGGCGAUGAGUGGAAAAAAACGGCAAUCUGGCACUGAGGAGGAGCUAACGGAGAAAGGCCAGCUUCUGGCUGAGCUCCAGGAGCUUUAUGCUGAAAAAGCCCAGCCCAAGCCUGCUGGUGAUGGCGAGAAACAAGCUGCCCUCCAGGCGAGAAAGGAUGCGUGCGUGACGCUGGCCAGUAAGAGUAAGGAAGCAGCAGAUGAGCCCGCUGCAAAGCGGAAGAAACAUGGAACGUCGAGCGUUGAACUCGCUAUUGCUUACCUGAAGACCUCACAGGAGGCGGAUGCAGCAGUAAAAAAAGCACAGCUAGAACUGGAACAGCAGCAGCAUCAAGACAAGCUGCUAUUAGAUAAAGCCAAGAUGGACCUUGAGGAAAGGAAAUUCAUCGCGGAUGACAUACAGAGGAAGAAGAAACAAGAGAUGGACGAAAAGGAUCAAGCAGCCAGGCUGAAAAGAGAGGACGAGAGGGAAGAAGAUGCAGCUGCUGAGCGCCGGGCACUCAUAGAUUUAAUGAAAACAUUUGCUUCCAAGUUUUCAUAAUUCCCCGCCACAAAUCCAGCUUGUGACCUCAGGCCACAUCACCGAGCCACCAAGCUGAGAAUUGAGGCGUCAUCGAGUCUUUGCCCUCCCCACCACCCACUCCACCCGCCUUCAACGUUCACCCUUGUACUCCGCAUGCUCUCAGUACAACCACCUGCCACGACACUUUUAUUCCCUCCGAGAAAUAGAUGCAUUCAAAAGAGAAGGUACCCUGAUCAUAGUAUUGCAGUAUCCCUGCUUAACAGUUUACACAUGACUAGUACAUGUAUUUUGCAUGACUCUUAUAAUUACUCUUGUUACUACUUUCGGACACGUCCUACAUCAUGUACCUCACACAUGACUUGAUUACAUCAGGAGUACCGCGCUUCUAGAAAGAUCCUAGAUCUUCCAUGCAUGCUGCUGUCAUCACUUCUAGUGUCACUUCCUUUUAGUUAGUACAGUCAUGCACAGUCAUGUACAUGUAUGUCAUGUUGUUCCGGACUAUUCCAGACCUUCCACGUCAUAUGCCCGAUGAGUAACGUUGCUGACUAAAUUGCAUAAUAUAGAUAUCUCAUCUUCUAGAAUGCCUCGCUUAGUCAUUAUGUUAAUGUUACGCAAUGCUCACUUCAUCUACCUGUAUAGCAAUGAUGAUCUAGGUUUGCCUUCUCCACUAUUCUAGAACUUGUACUAGAAGGAUGAUUUCGUAAUCACUGCAAUUUGCAAUGUCAUAUACUUUGCUCGCCUAUAAAAGCUGCUGUCUUUUCUGCCACCAUGAGAUUAGCUCAGAUUAGAUUAGAGAUUAGAUUAGAGAAGAGAUCGGAGAGAUCCGAUAGAUAUCAGAGAGAGAACAAGAUAGAGUUCUGUUCACUUAGGAAUAUUUGAUAUAAGAUAACCUCCAGGCCGUGCCGGAAUAAGUUCUGAUACGUUCGUUGACUGACUGUGGGUAGUUGCCUCCUUGCCUUAGACCGAGCACAUUACAGGAUCAUCAAUUUGCACAUGCUCCAACCCCCGCUGUAGCCCAGCCUAGGAAUAUUAUUUUAAUCAAGCUCUAUCGCCUACCUGUCUUCGCAGUGGAUAUACUUCCUUCUUCGUCUUUACUUAAAAAUGAAGCACCCAAACCACGGCUGCCACUAGCCACUG